Messenger RNA from Ustilaginoidea virens, 1941 nucleotides. RefSeq lists its product as uncharacterized. The record is from RefSeq and is a predicted model, not a curated record. The coding region runs from base 1 to 1941 and encodes 646 amino acids. The transcript has a single exon. Lineage: Eukaryota; Fungi; Ascomycota; Sordariomycetes; Hypocreales; Clavicipitaceae.
AUGACCAAGCUGUCCUCAGAUUCAUUCCUUCCGUCGGGUGCCAUUGAUAUUCCCACCAACGGUCCUAUAGGAGGGUUCGCCUCGCAUUCAGGUCUCGACACUUUCCGUCCGAAGCCAUCAAUGGCCCUGUCUGGGGGGGCGACCAGCCUCUGUAGCCAGGUCCCCGUGCGACAGGCGGCACCGGAUUCUAGAACGGCGCAUGACACAAGCAUCCAGAGCCCGUCGACGAACAAUUCCGACACUGGCGACUCUGCGCACCAUGAUUUCCCCUUGCGGCAGUCGCUGCUGCAUGCGCCGUCGACCGUUUAUCUGCCCGACUCGCUUUCACUUCCCACCUGUGCGUGUGCCGUUGGUUUCAAGGCAAGCUCUGGCCGCUACUUUCAUCCCAACGCACCUUCGCCGUCUCCGCCUGCAAGCUGGGAUAUUGGCGGAGCGUCCUUGGCCAGGUCCGUGUCUGCCGAUGCUGUAGUUUCCCGCGGAAUAGGUGGCCGCUCAUCUCUGGCCGAGAGUUCGAUAUUCCAGCGGACCAAUCUGGACGCUCUUAGGCGACGAGCUGAGGAACUGUGCCGUGACCAACAAGCAGUCAUCGACGACAUGAGCCAGGAAUGGCUCAGGGAGAAGACUGACAUGUCACGUUUGGUCCGUGGUCUGCAUCAACGAAUACAACGCCUUGAAGGAGAGAACGCCGUCUUGAGGGCCAUUGCCUCUCACAGCGCUCCUGUUCCUGGUCUGUCAUCCUUUCACAGCUGUUUCCAAAGUCACGGUGGAGGUGGAGGGCGAAGCUGGAACAAGUCAUCCCCCCCUCAAAGAACUUUGGGACGAGGUGCCAGCGGCAACUCGGCUGCCAUGUCCCUACCGCCCGGGCUCGAUGGCGCAUCAAGACGACCGCACUUUGCAAAGCGAACCGGCAGCCCAUCCACCUCUCCUCUCGCAGCUCCCACGGCAGAUCAUCCCGUGUUGUCGAUGUUGUUGAGCCCCCGUACAGAACCGCAGCAAUCGGCUUGUGCAGAUUUUCUCCUUCCGUCGCCGCCAGACACGAAUGGCGACGUUCCAGUCAUUGACAUUCAAGAAAUCGAUCCCAAACUUGAAGGUGUUCCUCUCAAAAUAAACGCAGUCCGCAAGCCAACCUUUGAGCCACGGGCCACAACAGACAGAAACCCAAAACUUGCAACCUCUCCUCGGAGCAAACCACCCGGGACAAACUACGGUGCUGAUCAAGCGAGGCGGAAGUCGGACGUGCUCUCCAGGGAUAGGGUCCGGGGCGAUCGACGCCGGUCAGGUCUUACUCCUCUCGCCAUUUCGAAAAGCCAGGAGCAGACAAAACACAUUCUCGCUACCGACGAAUCUCGGCGUUUGACGAUGCAUGCUGGGCACACGCCAAACCACUCCCUCUCUCUAUUCCCGACCAUGACCGCUACCGGAAGCGGUUCUGCCGCGGCCCGAAGCCAGGAAGACACUCCGGUAGCCGCUUGGCCAUCAAAUAAUCCUGCGGAAGAGCGGGCCUACACCCCUGAUGGUCAUGAUGCCAACGGCGAAACACGGCUCUCGGAAAGCCUGAAGAACCUCCCAGACGGGCACAACCCCGAUGGCGGGCAUGAUCGAGGAACCGAAGCCUACCUAGAGCCAGCAGAUGAUGUUGCCCUCAAGGGACCUCUCAUGAUCAAGAACAUCCCCGCCCAGGACGAGAUAUUCUGGGCACAGGUCAAUCAGAGGUUGGACCCCAUCAGUCGGGGCAAAGGAGCGCUGCCCAAGGUUCUCCAAUCGCCAGAAGCUGCCGUCUCCCAGAGCAUGCUGGAUGCAAACAGCCCUCGAGCGGCAAAUGGGCCCGAUCCAGAGGAUGCCAGUCCUGACUCGGAUGGUGGCAAGCCUGCCGUUGAACCUGACGUACCGCUCAAGUUCAAGUCGACGUGUAAUUUCGGGGCGCCAUUUGGCAGCACCUAG